Lodderomyces jiufengensis is the source of this 1032-nucleotide messenger RNA. It is a transcript of the gene SET6, whose product is annotated as Set6p. The transcript has 2 exons. Gene Ontology annotation, molecular function: protein binding. Gene Ontology annotation, cellular component: nucleus. The record is from RefSeq and is a predicted model, not a curated record. Lineage: Eukaryota; Fungi; Ascomycota; Pichiomycetes; Serinales; Debaryomycetaceae. Bases 1 to 1032 code for a protein of 343 amino acids.
AUGGAUGAGAUCAAGAUUGAGAAGCUAUCGAUAGAAGAUGAUGAUAUAGAUACGAUACUAAAUGGACUAUCAAAGUACUUCACAAUUGGAGAAACAAAAUACGGAGGUAGAGGAUGUUUUGCAACUUCAUCAAUUCCCAAGGGGACCAAAAUUCAUUAUUGUUCAAAACCAGUUGGAUCCACAAUUACAAAACCAUUUAAAAAAGAAGUUUGUAAUUAUUGUUUUAAAUACGAUAAUGGACAAAUUAUGAAAUCUAAAAUUUCAAGUUCAUCAGGAAAAGAAUCAAUUUAUUUUUGUAGUGAUGAAUGUAUUACAAAUUUUUUGAAUCAAGAUGAUGAUAAUAAUAAAAUAUUAUUACAAAAUUUAUUAGCUGUGGAGAGAAAUUAUUUAUUGGGAUUAAAGAAACCUGAAGAUGAAUUAAAAGAACCACAAGGUGAUUUAAAUGAACAAAUUAAGUUGGAAUGGGAAAAAGUUGAUAAAUGGAAUAAAGAAUUGACUUUAUUAAAAGAAACUCAAAAAUUACAAAAAAUCCCUAGAAUAGAUGAAAGUGAAUACUUAGAAAUCAAAUACGUAGUUCACGUACUAUUUAACAUGUAUAAAUACAAAUCAUCACCACAACAAGAUCCAAUGAAAUUAGAAAUGAUACUAUUUGAUAUACUACAAUCAACAGAAAUUGAAAAAUAUCAUAAAUACCCUUACUUAUUAUAUUCAUAUAUAAACAUGUAUAAAUUUAUCAAAUUAACAUGCACAAAAGAAUUAAAACCUUACAUAACCCCCACCACAGUAAGAUCAAUAAUCGGUAAAAAUCUAUCAAAUGCAUUUGGAAUAUGGUCACAUACACUCACCCAAAAUGAAGAUAAAGAAUUCUUGGGGUUUGCAGUAUAUCCAUCAGCUUCAUUUUUUAAUCAUUCAUGUUCACCAAAUAUUUUAAAAAUCAGAAAUAAACAAGAUAUAAGAUUUGAAACAACACGAGAAAUUUUACCAAAUGAAGAAUUAUGUAUUAGUUAUGGGAAUUUUCAAGAUGAAGAUUGA